ACCUGUAUCAGAAUCCCCAAUAUCGUCAGAUAGACAUGUAUUAGAAUCACCAAAAACGUCACAUAGACAUGUAUCUGAAUCACCAAUAACGUCACAUAGACAUGUAUCUGAAUCACCAAUAACGUCAGAUAGACAUGUAUCAGAAUCACCAAUAACGUCAGAUAGACAUGUAUUAGAAUCACCAAAAACGUCACAUAGACAUGUAUCAGAAUCACCAAUAACGUCAGAUAGACAUGUAUCUGAAUCACCAAUAACGUCAGAUAGACAUGUAUCAGAAUCACCAAUAACGUCAGAUAGACAUGUAUCUGAAUCACCAAUAACGUCAGAUAGACAUGUAUUAGAAUCACCAAAAACGUCACAUAGACAUGUAUCUGAAUCACCAAUAACGUCAGAUAGACAUGUAUCUGAGUCACCAAUAACGUCACAUAGACAUGUAUCAGAAUCCCCAAUAUCGUCAGAUAGACAUGUAUCUGAAUCACCAAUAUCGUCAGAUAGACAUGUAUCUGAAUCACCAAUAACGUCAGAUAGACAUGUAUCUGAAUCACCAAUAACGUCAGAUAGACAUGUAUCUGAAUCACCAAUAACUUCACAUAGACAUGUAUCUGAAUCACCAAUAACGUCAGAUAGACAUGUAUCUGAAUCACCAAUAACAUCACAUAGACAUGUAUCUGAAUCACCAAUAACGUCAGAUAGACAUGUAUCUGAAUCACCAAUAACGUCACAUAGACAUGUAUCUGAAUCCCCAAUAACGUCAGAUAGACAUGUAUCAGAAUCCAAAAUAACGUCUGAAUCCCCACCACUCUUUUUUUUUUUUUUAGGUGUGUCGAAAGGGGGGAAGGAGGGCGGGGGAAUG
Candidula unifasciata is the source of this 853-nucleotide messenger RNA. NCBI's taxonomy places the organism in Eukaryota, Metazoa, Mollusca, Gastropoda, Stylommatophora, Geomitridae. The record is from the annotation of a GenBank genome assembly.